ACACCCAUUUCACUAACAUUGUAUAUAUUUGUGGUAGAUAUUUAAUAUACUGAUGCUUCUCUGGGGAUAUACUUUGUUGCGAAUUAUACCUGGCAUGUGUAUUUGGAGGUGUUAUCCUAUUUGGACUGAUGGUUUCGCUUGUUAUCCAGCUACAUAACGCUUUGUUCGGACGGCUAGCAAACUCGCUAGCUAGGAUUUUUCCGGAAGAGCUCCAUUUUAUUAUUUUGUUUAUUUUGUCAGUAAGCGGCAGGAAUAUACACGGCAGUGGAUAUUUUCAAUAUCCUGAACCACAAUGGCCACCGCACCGUACAACUAUUCCUACAUUUUCAAAUACAUCAUCAUCGGGGAUAUGGGAGUAGGAAAAUCAUGUUUGCUUCACCAGUUCACAGAAAAGAAAUUCAUGGCGGACUGCCCCCACACCAUCGGCGUGGAGUUCGGCACCCGGAUCAUCGAGGUGAGCGGCCAGAAGAUCAAGCUGCAGAUCUGGGACACCGCCGGGCAGGAGCGCUUCAGGGCCGUCACCCGCAGCUACUACAGGGGUGCGGCUGGCGCGCUCAUGGUCUAUGACAUCACCAGGAGAAGCACUUACAACCACCUCAGCAGCUGGUUGACGGACGCACGGAAUCUGACCAACCCCAACACUGUGAUCAUCCUCAUAGGAAAUAAGGCUGACCUGGAGGCGCAGCGGGACGUCACGUACGAGGAGGCCAAGCAGUUCGCCGAGGAAAACGGUCUGUUAUUCCUGGAAGCCAGCGCAAAGACGGGAGAGAACGUGGAGGACGCCUUCCUGGAGGCGGCGAAGAAGAUCUACCAGAACAUCCAGGACGGGAGCCUGGACCUGAACGCCGCAGAGUCCGGCGUGCAGCACAAGCCCUCCGCGCCCCAGGGCGGCCGGCUCACCAGCGAACCACAGCCCCAGAAAGAUGGGUGCGGCUGCUAAUGACCCGCCCCCUGACCCCGCCUCCGUCUGCCUCCGCCAUUCCCGCGGGUCGGUGCGAGCGUGGGGCCCCGUAGGGACUGAACGAGGGGCAGGCUGGGUGCCCGUGGCCCCUCCCCUCCCCUCCACCCCCCCCCUCCCCUCCCUGCUGCCCCCCCCGCACAGCCCCAUGUCCCGCAGACACCACCCUCCCCCGCACUUUUCGGCACAGGUCAUCUCCAUGGUAUCCGAUUCCGAGCGCAUUUCUCAGAGCAACCUGGAAGUGGGUGACCGUGGCUAUUAACAAUUGCAUAGAGUUAUUAUUAUUUAACGUGCGUCAAAAAACCCAAACCAAGCAGGCAUACAUUGAUCUUUAAAAGACCGACUUGCCAGUCUCUUCAGAAGAACCACUCCAUUAUGGUUUAAAUGUAGGCCUAUUUUAAACUGAUUGUGUAAAAUAUUUCAUCGCGCUCUUGUGUGUGCGUUUGCCCCUGUAGCAGGAAAUGGCGGUGUGAAAUGGGCAGUAUUGACGAGGCCAGGCGUGUUGCAGCCUGUCUGAUGUCAGGUGUCAGUCACGGGACCUGGGGUGUGUCCGAGCGUGCCCGUGACACUGUUAAGUGCGUGUUAUCCAGCCUGUGACCAGGGACCAUAAGCACUAAAGAAUUUUUGCAGUAGCUCUUAACGGGCCUCCACUUUGGAAGCUUGUCUCUUGGCUUAAAAGACGGGUUUGAGAGCCCACCUACAGCUGUGUGCGUAGCGUUAAAGACGAGAAGGAACACGCUGGGCCGUGGGACGUUCCAAAACGAACAUACAGGUUUAACGCGAUAUUUCAAUACGCUCCCUUCCCGCAGAGAGAGCUACGAUUUCACCGUAUUCCGUUGUAGUCCCGUUGUAGUUCUUUAAGCGAAAGGGUGUGACAAAGUCACAUGCCUGUGUACGCGAGCAGUGUUUAGCGAGCAGUCUGUUUAGCGAGCGAGCGAGCGAGCGAGCGCUCCUGGAGGGGAGCAUCAGCGAAUCAGUGGCGAGGAGACGCUUGAAGGGGAAGCCGCCAUCUUCUCCGUCCUCCUCUCUAGGACCCCCAGCCCCCAGUCCCCCCCAGCCCCCGGUCCCCCACAUCAUCCCUCAUAGCCCUCAUCAUAUCAAGUGUUUUUUUUGUUUUUUUAAAUCCUUUCCUUAACAUGUAUUUUUGUUGUUUGUUGCCUUAUUAUAUAAUUGUUAUUGUUACCGUUUUAUCUUCUGCUGCUUGUUCUACAUACUGAUGUUGGACGCUUUUCUGUUAAAUAAAUGUGUAAUGCCGAUGACUAUUUUUUACUGAGAAAUCUGGCUUCAGUGGAAACGGAGACCCUGUCUCUGUAGGGGCGUGCAGGGCCUGGUGCCGGGCCUGGUGCAGGGCCUGGUGCGGGUUUAGUGUAGGGGUCCGGGGGUCGCCUGUUAGCGCUGUAAGUCAGGAAGGAGGCUGCCGUUUUCUAGUCCUGUAUAUUACCCUGCUUUCAUUCUGCAUCUAUCCCAUGAGUCACCUCCGACUGAAAUAGGUUUGUUAGGCUUUGAAAAAUUAUGUAGGUAGAUUGAAGAGUACAUUUAAAAGAAAUUGGGCUGCUGUACAUUUGUUUGCUAAAGAUCUUGGUGGUAGUGUUUGAGAACCCUAAAAAGAAAAAAGACCCUCCAAGCCGUACAGGUGACGCCCCCCCCCCCCCCCCCCCCCCCGCCCCCCCCCGCCGGGGGCCAGUCAUUUUAGGGUUGAAGUUCCUGUGAUCAAGUGGUAGUGUUUAUACAUUGCAUUCCAAAUGUGUUGAAGCUUAAGGGAAAACACAUUUUUAAUUUAAAAUAAAAACGGAGCUGGAAACUCCCUCUCCAAAAAAUUCCAUAAAUGGCAAAAAAUAAAUCUGACUUAUUAAUCAUGUCUGUGUCAGAUUGUGAGUGGGGAACGUGUCGUUUUUCUUGCAAGAUAAAAUGAUUCGUUUCAAUGGUUCAAUGUUUUUUUUUUUUGUAUUUUUUUUUUUUUUUUGCUUUUUUUUUUUUUUUUGGAGGGGGGUUGGGUUGUGAUAUGGGUUGGUGUCUUUAUUUUGAGGGAGUAGGGUCUGGAUAAGGUUCCUUUGGUUAUCCAGGCCUGGGUGACCACUUCUUGCUUUGUGUUCACAUGAGAAAAAUGUAUAAAAAUCGUAAAUAUGUAUACAUUUUUAAGAAAUCGUGCUAACAUUGAAAUGCAUUAUACAUGUAUGAUUUUAAAAUCACAUUGGAUUUUAAUAUGAACAGAAUGCUUACAAUAAAAGAAAAACCUCAGUUAUAUUUA
Molecule: messenger RNA, 3206 nt
Organism: Conger conger (European conger)
Lineage: Eukaryota; Metazoa; Chordata; Actinopteri; Anguilliformes; Congridae
Product: ras-related protein Rab-14-like
Exons: 8
Coding region: 293-940 (215 amino acids)
Biological process (GO): defense response to bacterium; Golgi to endosome transport; endocytic recycling
Cellular component (GO): recycling endosome; trans-Golgi network; phagocytic vesicle
Molecular function (GO): GTP binding; GTPase activity
Source: RefSeq, a predicted model, not a curated record